Eupeodes corollae is the source of this 762-nucleotide messenger RNA. RefSeq names its product T-box transcription factor TBX1-like. The coding region runs from base 1 to 762 and encodes 253 amino acids. The transcript is spliced from 2 exons. Lineage: Eukaryota; Metazoa; Arthropoda; Insecta; Diptera; Syrphidae. The record is from RefSeq and is a predicted model, not a curated record.
AUGGAAUUCAAAGCAUUCUUAACAUCAUCAUUUUUUGGAAUUAAAAUCGAUAAUCUUAAAAACGCAAUAAAUGUGAUCGAAGAAAAUGAUCGAAACUUUGUAUUUGACAAUUCGUUUCUACUACCAGAUGCAAAUUUCAAUAUAGACGAGGAUGAAAUAGACACAGAAAAUUUGGAUAAAGAUCACAUAACCAAUAAUGUUCUUAAUAACAUUGAACUUCUAUUAGGAAUGAGGAUUUUGGAGGCAUCACCACUGAACACAACCCAGCGUAAUACUAGUAAUCCCAGUUCCUUAAACAACUAUUACGAAAGUCUCCGCAAUAAUGUGAUCACUCUCCUGGAACAUGUUCGUAUUCCACCAAAUGGAGUCGGCCCACCACCACCAGGGACUGGCGGACUUUCGUCAUCUUCUUCAAUGUCCUCAGCUGGAAAUCAUCACACCUACUCUCAUGCGCCCUUAAUACCACCGGGACCAUUGACAACGGCUAGCAUUUCCCAGGCACAGUCUAUAGCUGGAAUAUAUGGACCCCCACCACCACCACUGCCACCUAGUGCUGAAAAAAUUCCCCACCACCACCAUCAUCCCCAUCACCACCCACAUCACCAUGAGCACUUUGACAGUUACAUUUCGAAACUUCAGUCGCUUUGUGUUCCGGCGGAUGUCUAUGCUCUACCCGACGAUAAUCGUCCUGUAUACGACACAAUGAAAUCAUCCAUUGCACCAGGAUUAUACUGUACUACCAACACCCAUUUAAAUUCAUAA